AUGACCCGCGUCUGCGAUGCGGCGAUGCCUAGGGCUCAGCCCAAUACUGCAAGGCGCCAGGUCUACUGGUGGUCGCCGGAGAUCGCACGGCUGCGUCAAGCCUGCGUGACCGCGCGCCGCCAGUGGUCCAGGUUCCGCAGGAGGCGUCGCCGCCCCGAAGAUGCGGCAGCGAGAGAGGCGGAGCUGUCAGCGGGUUACAGGGUUGCCAAGAGGACCCUUCAGGCAGCGAUAAAGCGGGCCAAGAGCGAGGCCCGCCGCGAGAUGCUGGAGACACUGGAGCGGGAUCCGUGGGGACGCCCCUACCGUAUGGUUAGGGGCAAGAUGCGCCCAUGGGCCCCGCCGCUCACACGGUGUCUUCAGCCAGAGCUGCUUGAGAGGGUCGUUGGCUCCCUGUUCCCAACGCGAGUGGUGGAGCAUACUCCGCCACAGAUGGCUCCGCCUCCGGCGCUUGAGGCGCCUAACGUGGAUGACGACGACGUGCCUGAGGUCACUGGGGUGGAACUAAGGGCGGCGGUGUUACGGCUUAAAGCCAAAAACACCGCCCCGGGACCCGAUGGCAUUCCUGGCCGAGCGUGGGUCCUGGCCUUAGUUGACGAGGCUCUCGAGCCCCGACUGCGAGGGUUCUUCAGCGCAUGCCUCGAGCGGGGCCAGUUUCCAAAAUUGUGGAGGACGGGGAAACUGGUCCUCAUCCGAAAGGAGGGGCGCCCGGCGGACUCACCGUCCGCCUACCGGCCCAUAGUGUUGCUUGACGAGGUGUGCAAGCUCUUUGAAAGAGUGAUUGCAAGGCGCCUCGUCAAGCAUCUCGUGAUGGUUGGGCCGGAUCUGGCGGACAACCAGUACGGUUUCCGUCAGGGGCGCUCCACCGUGGAUGCGAUCAUGCGCGUGAAGGCUCUGGCGGAGGAAGCAGUCUCCCGGGGUGAAGUGGUGUUGGCGGUGUCCUUGGACAUCGCCAACGCGUUCAACACUAUGCCCUGGAGCUGCAUCAGGGAGGCGCUCGUGUAUCACGAAGUGCCUCUCUACCUCCGCCGCAUAGUCGGGGCAUAUUUGUCGGAGAGAGCCGUCGUCUACCCCAGUAGGACCGGUCUCGGUAGGCGUGAAAUGUCGUGCGGUGUUCCGCAGGGGUCGGUGUUAGGGCCACUCUUGUGGAACAUCGGCUACGACUGGGUGCUUCGUGGUGCCUUCUUGGAUGGUGUCGCCGUCGUGUGCUACGCGGACGACACACUCGUGACGGCGCGCGGCAAGACGCACCACGAGGCAACCCUGAGGGCCACGGCCGGGGUUGCCCAAGUCGUUGAGCGUAUCCGGCGGCUGGGUCUCGAGGUGGCUCUGCACAAGUCCGAGGCCCUGUUCUUCCACGGGCUUCGGAGGAAGCCGCCUGAGGGAUCUAGCCUCACGGUAGGAGGCACUCGCAUCGGCAUCGAGCCCUCGAUCAGGUAUCUGGGGCUCGUACUCGAUGGCCGAUGGGACUUCGGAUAUCAUUUCCGAGGUCUGGUCCCUAAGUUGGUUGGGGCAGCGCGUGCGUUGGCGCGGCUGCUGCCCAACAUGAAGGGACCCGAUGACUCCUGCAGGAGACUCUACUCGGGGGUUGUGCGGUCCAUGGCCCUUUACGGGUGCCCGGUAUGGGCGGGGGCCCUGAAGGCCAGCAACGUCGCGAUACUGCGACGACCGCAGCGAAUGCUGGCCAUCAGGAUCAUAAGGGGGUACCGCACGAUCUCCUUUGAGGCAGCGAGUCUCCUGGCCGGAACUCCACCGUGGGACCUGGAGGCGAGAGCCCUUGCGGCACUGUAUCAGUGGCGCAAGGAGGCGCAGGAGUUGGGUCGAUGCCCCGAGAUUCGAGAAAUCGAUGACCGGAAAUCCCAACUCCGCCAGGUCAUCAUAGGGGAGUGGAGGGAACGACUCGGGCAACCGAGCGCUGGGCACGCCGUCAUUGCGGCGGUAAGACCCGUUAUGGAGGAUUGGCUCGAGAGGCGUCACGGGACCCUCUCAUACCGAUUGACGCAGGUGAUCACUGGGAAGGGAUGUUUCGGAGAUCACCUGUGUCUGAUCCGCAAGGAGCCAACGCCUGAGUGCCACCACUGCGAUGGCCAGACCGUGGACACGGCUCUCCACACGCUGGCAGAGUGCCCGGCGUGGGUUGAGCAGAGGCGAGACCUCGUGGCGGCCAUCGGAGUGGGAGUUCUCUCGCUCGAUAGCCUGAUUGCAGCUAUCGUGCGGAGCGAGAGUGCGUGGAACUCUGCCGUCUCCUUCUGCGAGCAAGUUAUGCUCGCGAAGGAGACGGCGGAGCGGGACCGGGAGAGGUUUAGAACUCUCCCGGCCCGCCAGGCCCGGGCACGGGCCAGGCAGCGCAGGUCACUCAGGCGCCGGAGGUCGCAGAACGACCUCCGUCCUCCAUAA
This is a messenger RNA of Arctia plantaginis, 2394 nucleotides long. NCBI's taxonomy places the organism in Eukaryota, Metazoa, Arthropoda, Insecta, Lepidoptera, Erebidae. The record is from the annotation of a GenBank genome assembly.